AUGGGCGACACUUCGAGAGCUCUGGUCAAGGAACUGUUUGUUGACCCUUGGAGAAGAUUGAAAUAUGGGAUCUUACCUGUGAGAAGAAUAGUUGACGAAGAAUUGCCCUCGUACGAGAAUUCUAUCGAAAAUGAUUUGACUAAAGUCGCCGAGAAGAUAGUCGAGUGCGAUGUGGCGGAGAGGGAAGAGGUUGAACUGGAGAUUGAGUAUAGGGACGAGGCCCAAAGACCAUGGUGGAAGUUCUUCGAUGAAGGAGAAUACAGAAGGAAUAAGGCGGUUGCCUCAAGGAACCCUUGGUACUCCUGGUUCAACGGUUCAACGUCGCAAGAAGAAAGAAAACUUAUUCUGAAACUAGACAUUUUGCUGGCAUUCUACUCAUGUAUGGCCUAUUGGGUUAAGUAUCUUGACACAGUGAACUUGAACAACGCUUAUGUGUCCGGUAUGAAGGAGGAAUUGGGUAUGAAGGGUAAUGACCUGGUCCAAACGCAAAAUAUGUUUUCGAUCGGUAAUAUAGUUUUUCAAUUGCCUUUCCUCUUUUUCCUCAAUAAGGUUCCUCUCAACUAUCUCUUGCCCGCCUUAGACCUUGCUUGGUCCUUACUGACGGUAGGCGAAGCAUAUGUGAAGACUUUGGGUGGCAUCAAAACUCUUCGAUUCUUCAUUGGGGCGUUCGAAGCUCCUACCUAUUUAGCAUACCAGUACCUGUUCGGUUGCUUCUAUAAGCAUGAUGAGAUGAUUAGGCGAUCGGCGUUUUACUAUUUCGGGCAGUAUAUUGGUACUUUGUCAUCUGGAGGUAUACAGUCAGCUGUUUACACAAGCCUGGGUGGGAGGAAUGGGCUUGCUGGUUGGAGAUGGAAUUUUAUUAUUGAUGCUAUCAUUUCUGCUAUUGUUGGCGUCAUCGGAUUCUACGCGUUGCCUGGGGAUCCAGAUAACUGCUAUUCCAUCUUCCUGACAGAUGACGAGAUCAGACUGGCUAGGAAACGGAUGCGAGAAAACAAGACGGAUAAAAACGACUUCCAAAAGAAAGUCUUCAGCCUCGACGUCUGGAAGCGUCUUAUUUUCGACUGGAAAGUUUGGGUGCUCUCUGUCUGGAAUAUUUUCUGUUGGUGUAACAGUAAUGCAGGUACUGGUUGUUACAUCCUGUGGUUGAAAUCGCUAAAACGUUACUCGAUCCCCAAAGUGAAUCAGCUGAGUAUGAUCUCACCCGGGUUAGGACUUGUUUACUUAGCUGUCACCGCUAUCAUAGCAGAUAAGUUUCACUCUCGGUUGUCCGCCAUUCUUAUCACUCAGGUGUUCAACAUCACAGGUAACGUUAUACUGGCUGUGUGGCACGUCCCAGAAGGAGCGAAAUGGUUCGCCUUCAUGCUGCAAUACAUGGGCUGGGCAAUGGCACCCGUACUUUAUGGAUGGAUGAAUGACAUUUGUCGUCGCGAUACCGACACGAGGGCCGUGAUUCUAGUGAUAAUGAACAUUGCUGGCUCUGUUUUCAGCGUUUGGACAAGUGUCGUAUUUUAUCCAACAACAAUGGCGCCAAGGUAUCUAAGAGGCUACAGUUUUACAGCUGCUAGCGCUUUAGCGCUCUCGAUAUGGACGUUCCUUGUGCUCUGGUUUUUCAAGAAAGAAGAACGGAAGCACGCAAAGGACAACGGCAUAGUUCUUUAUAACUCGGCGACAGGAAUUUCUUCACUGCAAGAUGAAUCAGAACUCUCGAUAAAGGGACUUCAAGAGACUGAAGAAUCGAAGUCCUAA
Torulaspora globosa is the source of this 1746-nucleotide messenger RNA. RefSeq names its product putative permease SEO1 (gene SEO1). NCBI's taxonomy places the organism in Eukaryota, Fungi, Ascomycota, Saccharomycetes, Saccharomycetales, Saccharomycetaceae. Gene Ontology annotation, cellular component: membrane. Bases 1 to 1746 code for a protein of 581 amino acids. Gene Ontology annotation, biological process: transmembrane transport. Gene Ontology annotation, molecular function: transmembrane transporter activity. The transcript has a single exon. The record is from RefSeq and is a predicted model, not a curated record.